Messenger RNA from Closterium sp. Naga37s-1, 4347 nucleotides. NCBI's taxonomy places the organism in Eukaryota, Viridiplantae, Streptophyta, Zygnematophyceae, Desmidiales, Closteriaceae. The record is from the annotation of a GenBank genome assembly.
AUGGCUCAGCAGAACUCUAACACGUUUCAUUUCUUUGGUUCGUCAGUCCCCACUGCUGCGUCCACCCAAGCCGGCGCGUUUCAGCAGCCCGCUCUUUCCGCUUAUCAGCAGCAGCAGACUCAAACCGCUUAUCAGCAACAGUCGGCUCAAACCGCUUAUCAGCAACAGCCGGCUCAAACCUCUUAUCAGCAGCAGCCGGCCCAAACCGCUUAUCAGGUCUCGCCGUCUCUGAACGCGUAUCAAGUCCAGCAGCAGGCGAUUCUAAACGCCUGGUCCGCUGCUCACGCCGGAACCGCCGCCGCAGCACAAACGGUCGGCUCGCUCCUACCUGUCACAGGUUCGGUACUGCCAGCAGCCGGAGUUUACGGAAGUUCUCAGGCUGCGGACGGCGGCGGCGGACACGUGGCACAGAAUCAGACCCUGAAUCAAGCCGCCGCCACGUGGUACGAUUCGCCAGGUUUAAGCGGUGCUGCUACUGCUUCGGCUGCAGCAGCUGUUACUGAUUACAACGCCCAGGGGGUGUUUGGUGGAAAUGAAUCCACACGCGCGGCACAGUACCAGUCCAGGCAGGUGGAGCCUGUGCGACAGCAAGCGACAGCCGUGCGGCAAACGCAGGCUGGGCGACACGUGCAGGCCGAACGGCAGCAGCGAGCGCUCGCGGAACGGCAGUUGCAGAUUCCUCUUCAAGAGGUGGGUGGACAGGAGGUGGUUGGGGGCGAAGUUGGGGGGGAUGGUGAUAUGUCUGCAAUCUACGCUGCUGGAUAUGCUGCAGGACUGGCAGCCGCCCGGGCUGCUGCUGCCAGAGCCGCAGGUGCUGCCACUGCUGGUGCUGGUGGUGGUGUUGCGGAUGGGGUUGGAGCAGAGGGGGGAGUGGCGGUGGGGGGAGAAGCAGGGGGCAUGGAGGGGGGGCUCGGUGUAGGAGGGUUCGAUCUUGACGCAACAGGCUUUGCAGAUGGUGAGAUGGGGAUGGGUGGUGGAAUGGAGGGAGAAGAGUAUGGAGCUGAGGCGGUACCAGCAGGAGGGGAAGGAGAGGAAGGAGGGGAAGCAGGGGGAUUUGGAGGAGGGGAAGAGGAAAUGAUUUACUCGACUCGGGUGGCGGAUAUUAUUCAGAAGCCGCAUAAGUGGGCGGCGAUGCUGGGCGGGAAAGGGCACAACCGAACCAACCAGCCGCCGGACCAGUCUGGUAUGGAGGGAGCCUUGGCGCGGUGGUUCGGGGAGGAGCAGCAGAGGGUCGGUGGUGUGCCGAGCGAGCAGGUGAUUGAGAAGGCCAAGGAGCUGGGGUAUUCGUUCGGGUUUCCCCCGACUUUUAAGUAUACAAGGGCGUGGGUGUACCGCGUGUUGUCCCACUUGGGAUUCUCCCAGGAGGCUAUAGAUGCGGCGUGUGAGGACUACCCUAACGAGGAUGACUCUGCUGGGCCUUCUCUGAUAGAGCUAGCGGAUCAGAUGUUUGGGCAGGAGCUGUUCAAGUCCCGGGCGAACCAGAAGGGACGAAAGCCCAGAGACUGGUGGGCGGAGAAUUUGCUGGGGAGGAAGUCGGGGAGUGGGACGGGGAGAGGGAGGGGGAGGGGGAGAGGGGCGGGGAGGGGCGAUGCGGGGGUUUUUUGGGAAGGGGCGGAGUGGGAGCAGCAGCAGCAGCAGCAGCGGCAGCAGAGGGAUGUGUAUGGGCAGGAUGGGGGAGGGAUGCAUGUGCAGGAGGUGGGAGGAGGGGGAUAUGCGCAGCAAGGGGGGUAUGCUCAGGGAACUGGACAGGGAUACGGGCAGGAUAUAGGGCAGGGAUACGGGCAGAUGACAGGGCAGGCGAACGGGCAGGGCCAGGGGUACGGGCAGGGGACAGGGCAGGGGUAUGGGCAGGAGGCUGGGAUGGGGUAUGGGCAGGAGGGUGGGGUGGGGUAUGGGCAGGAGGGUGGGGUGGGGUAUGGGCAGGAAGGGGGGCAGGCGAGAGUGGGAGAAGGGGAUCAAGAUGAGGUUAUCCCAGGGGAUCUGUUUGAGGAGCUGGAGGGAGGAGAGAUGGUGGUGGUUCGGACAGCUGAUGCUGCUGCUGCUGGUGAUGGUGCUGGUGGUGAUGGUGGUGAUGGUGGUGCUGGUGGUGAUGGUGCUGGUGGUACCGGGGGUGCCGGGGGUGCUGGUCCUUCCUCCAACCAGCCUCUCGACUCAGCUGCUUUUGCAGCGAGCUCCUUGAACGAAUCAGCCCCAUUCACUGCUGCAAACAGCAUGAUUGGAGGAACCGCCAACACUGCCAACACUACAAACACUGCCAACUCGCUAGACUAUGGGGAUGAUGGUGAAGACUCGGAGGGUUACCAGCCCGAUCCGAAGCUAGUAGAGCUCGCCAUGGCUGAGGCCAGAGCUGCGGCGGAGGCUCGGAGGGUGGUCACCGAGGCUGACCUGGCAAAAGCGGCGCAGAUCGAGGUUCUACCUCGGAAUCCGAUCACGGGCAGGGUGAUUAGUAAAGAGGAGCUGGAGACUAACCCGAUAUAUGUGGAAUAUUACCGGCUGCUGGAAGAACAGAAGCAGUUCAAAGAAAAGAACAAGAAAAUCACAACCUGUGUGCGAACGAUCAAGAUGCGAAAGGCUAUUUGCCUUCUCAAGGAAGCUCGGCCGUCUCUCACUAACUCGGAGAUCAUCCAUGUUAUUCUGGAAUCAUGCGGGCCUGUGAUUGCAGCCAGUAUUUCCCCUGCAGCGCUCCGGUACACCCUACGCAAGAGCUACCAGUACCUGAACGCUGACCUGAACAAGCCGAAGAAACCGGUCCCGAAGCGGGUUGAGUUCCCGGAAUUCGAGGAGGCGCUCGCGACGUGGGUGCGGGAAAUGCGGGCGAAGUAUGGGAAGGAGAAUUUGCUGUAUGAGGAUAUACUGGCAUAUGCGCAGAAGCUGGCUCCGAGUUUCGGGAUUGCGGAAAAGAAUCCCAAGUUCAGGUUUCACAUGUCGUGGAUUCUGAAUUUUGCGGGCAGGCACGGGUUGAAGUGGCGAACGAAAGAGGACCUGCGUGCGAACCGCAAAGGGGGUGGUGGGGGUGGGGAUGGUGCUGGUGGUGCUGGUGGUGAUGGUGGUGGAAGGACCAGUGGGAUGGGGGGAAGAGGGGGGAAUGCGUCUGGAGCAGGAGAGAGUGACGGUACGGAGAGUGAUAAUGGCGGGCGGGAGGGGUACGGCGAGGGCAGAGGCGGGACAACGGACGGUGGAGAUGGGAUCACAACGGACGGUGGAGAGGGGAACACCACGGAUGGGGGAGGAGAAGGGACGGACGUGGAAGGGGAAGGGGAGGGGGAAGGGGUAGGGGAAGGGGGUGGGUUUCUAGGCAUGGAUGUGAACAUGCAACUGGGGAAUGUAGUGACAGGGCUGGUGCGAAAGCAACGGGAUGAGAAGACAGUGAGGCGGAACAAGAUUUGGAACACUGCAGCUGAUAAGCUUCUUAAGGUGGUGGCUCAGUUUGUGGCGGAAAGGGAGGCACGGGUGCGGAGAGGGGAGGAGGAGGAGGGGGAGGGGGACGAGCGGUGGGAUGGGGAGGUGGGAGUUGAGGGGUUGUUAAAGAAGAGGUGGAAGAGGAAGAGGACCGGGCGGCCGCCGAAGAAGAGGGUAGGGACCGUAGGCGCGGGGGGGAGUGGUGGAGCAACGGCGGUGCAGGGCACUGGGAAGAAGAGAGGGAGGAAGAAGAAGCAGAGUGGGGAAGCGGCGGGGGGUGCAGGAGGAGGAGGGGAGGGUGGUGGUGGGGAGGGUGGUGGGGAGGUUGGUGGGGAAAGCGGUAGGGAAACUGGACCGGAGAGUGGAAGGGAGAGUGGGAGAGAGAGUGGGAAGGAGGGGGGAAAGAAGAAACAGCAGCGCAAGCAGUACCAGGGGGUGCUGGUGACGUGGAAGCUUGCCCUCAUCUCCCUCGCCCGCGCCAGGCAGGACCUGCCGCACUCCGCUGUCAAACGGGCCGUUCAAGCCAGAUACGGCGUCGAUACAAGCCGCACGGUGAUAGCAGACUAUAUGGCACGGGAGGACAAGGUGCGGUGGCAGGCGCAGGUGAUGCGGGACGCGUACAGGGAGGGGCGUGAAGUGCUGCCCAAGAUGAAGCAGUAUACCAAGUUCAUGCGGCUAGAAAAGGCAGUUUCAGACGCAAUGAAAAAGGCCCUGGCGGAUUUGGACAAGGGGGAGGCGCAGGGCAGUGGGAGGGGUGGAGCAGCACAACGGGGCGUGCUGGGUGGAGGAGUGAGGAUGGGCUUUCAGGGCGUAGGGGAGGAAAGGGAUGAAGAGGAAGAAGAGGAGGAGGAGGCAGGGUUGCCGCGACAGAUUAUGGUGCAUCCUGAGGCGGUAGUGGAGUAUGCCAACAAGGUGGCGCCGUUGUUUGGCUUCCCCCCUUCCAGGUGA